Messenger RNA from Phragmites australis (common reed), 2401 nucleotides. RefSeq names its product pentatricopeptide repeat-containing protein At5g39710-like. The record is from RefSeq and is a predicted model, not a curated record. NCBI's taxonomy places the organism in Eukaryota, Viridiplantae, Streptophyta, Magnoliopsida, Poales, Poaceae. The transcript has 2 exons. Bases 3 to 2099 code for a protein of 698 amino acids. Gene Ontology annotation, molecular function: protein binding.
GUAUGGCGACCGCCCAUACCGCCGCUGCCGCGCGGCAAGCCGCGGAGGCGGCGGUGUGUAGUAACCAUCAUGCCGUCCACCACGGCCACCUCGCGGCUCUGCUAAAUCCCUCCCCGCGGUCGCCUCCGCUCCCUCUCCCCCUACGCCGCCGCCACCUCCCGCUCUCGCACCCGGCGGCCUCCCGCCUCGCCGCGUCCUUCCCGCCGCUCCCCCUCGUCGUCUGCCUUCUCCGCGCCCUCCGCCUCCUCCCCUCCCCGCCACCGCGCCCCUUUGAUGCGCUCAUCAAGUCCUACGCCUCCCUCCCCUCUCGCGCCUCCCUCGCCGCCGCGGCGCUCGCGUUCGCCAGGUCGGCUGGGUACGCCCCCUCCAUCCCCGCCUACAACGCCGUCUUCCUCGCGCUCUCCGACGUCUCGCUCCCCUCUGCCCGGUGCUUCCUCGCCGCCAUGCUCCGCGACGGUGUCGCGCCCAACGUGUACACCUACAACAUCCUCGUCCGCGCGCUCUGCGGCCGCGGCCGCCGGGAGGAGGCGCUCGACGUCGUGCGGGACAUGCGUGGCUCAGGCUGCGCGCCCAACGCCGUGACGUACAACACGCUCGUCGCGGCGUUCUGCAGGGCCGGGGAGGUGGACGGCGCGGAGAGGCUGGUCGGCGUGAUGCGUGAGGGCGGCCUGAGGCCCAACCUGAUGACCUUCAACUCGGUGGUGAAUGGGCUGUGCAAAGCUGGGAGGAUGGAUGACGCACGCAAGGUGUUUGAUGAAAUGGUGAGGGAGGGGUUGGCACCGGAUGGGGUCAGUUUCAACACCUUGGUGGGCGGGUAUUGCAAGACGGGGUGCUUGCAUGAGGCAUUGUCUGUGUUUGCAGAGAUGACGCAGAAAGGGGUCGCACCAGAUGUUGUGACUUUUACAUCACUGAUCCAUGCAAUGUGCAGGGCUGGGAACUUAGAGCGGGCAGUGGAAUUGGUAAGGCGGAUGAGGGAGAGAGGCCUCCGGAUGAAUGAGGUCACUUUCACAGCUCUGAUCGACGGAUUCUGCAAAAAGGGGUUCUUGGAUGAUGCAUUGCUUGCAGUGAAGGAGAUGAGGGAAUGUGGGAUGCAUCCUUCAGUGGUGUGUUACAAUGCGCUUAUUAACGGUUACUGCAUUGUAGGAAGAAUGGAUGAAGCAAGAGAAGUAAUACGUGAAAUGGAGGCUAAAGGAGUGAAGCCUGAUGUUGUGACGUACAGUACGAUUCUAAGUGCGUGCUGUAAGAAUGGUGAUACAGAUUCUGCGUUCCAAAUGAAUCAACAAAUGCUUGAAAAGGGUGUACUUCCUGAUGCAAUCACCUACUCAUCACUCAUAAGGGGUCUUUGUGAGGAGAAAAGACUCAAUGAUGCCUGUGUGCUCUUUGAAAAUAUGAUUAAACUUGGCCUAAAACCUGAUGAAUUUACGUUUACGUCACUUAUUGAUGGCUACUGUAAGGAGGGGAAUGUGGAGAAGGCUCUUUCUCUGCAUGAUGAGAUGAUAAAGAUAGGAGUCCUCCCUGAUGUUGUGACUUACAGUGUGCUUAUUAAUGGACUUAGCAAGUCAGUACGCACAAAGGAAGCACACCGGUUGCUCUUCAAACUGUAUCACGAAGAUCCUGUUCCAGCAAAUAUUAAGUAUGAUGCCCUGAUGCAUUGUUGUAGCAAAGCUGAGUUUAAGAGUGUGUUAGCUCUCUUGAAGGGAUUUUGCAUGAAAGGGUUGAUGAAUGAAGCUGAUAAAGUAUACCAGUCAAUGUUGGACAGAACUUGGAAGCUUGAUGGGUCUGUGUAUAGCGUGCUUAUUCAUGGGCAUUGCAGGGGAGGAAAUGUUAUAAAGGCUCUCAGCUUCCAUAAACAAAUGCUGCAAUGUGGUUUUGUUCCAAAUUCAACAAGCACUAUUUCCUUGAUUAAGGAUCUAUUUGAAGUGGGGAUGACUGUGGAAGCAGGCCAGGUGAUUCAGGAGUUGCUGAAUUGCUGUUCCCUAGCAGAUGCAGAAGCAUCAAAGGCUCUUAUUGACCUCAACUGGAAGGAAGGUAACGUGGAUGCUGUGGUAGAUGUUUUGCAUGGCAUGACAAGGGAUGGACUCCUUCCAAGAUCAGGGUGAAUUUUGAUAAUCAGAGAUCUUCCUCUUUUUGUGGAAUACUGUAAACCUGAUUGCCUUAUGUGGAGCACUCUCUCGUCUUAUUAGUCAUGACUCACUGAGCAUCGUGAUCAGGAUUCUGUUGUAGGAUAUGGCUUGCCAUGAGUCAUGAUGUGCUCCAUAAGUCCAUAUGGAAGGGCUGAAAAAGGUGUUUUGCUUCCUCAUGCUGCAUGAUUAUGUGAAAUAUCAUGGCGCCAGUGUGCACGGGUCGAAGGCGGCUAGUACCUCUCCAUCGACUCCAUCAUGCAGUCCCAGUGCAGGCCCUU